Syngnathus typhle (broad-nosed pipefish) is the source of this 2001-nucleotide messenger RNA. It is a transcript of the gene aldh3a2b, whose product is annotated as aldehyde dehydrogenase 3 family, member A2b. Gene Ontology annotation, molecular function: aldehyde dehydrogenase (NAD+) activity. The transcript is spliced from 11 exons. Gene Ontology annotation, biological process: aldehyde metabolic process. Gene Ontology annotation, cellular component: cytoplasm. Bases 163 to 1653 code for a protein of 496 amino acids. Lineage: Eukaryota; Metazoa; Chordata; Actinopteri; Syngnathiformes; Syngnathidae. The record is from RefSeq and is a predicted model, not a curated record.
UGGGCGUGGUGUCGUAAAAGCUCAGACCCCGCCCACUAUGAGGCGGGCAUAGCGGGGCUGUCAUUCCAAGUCAAGCCCGCUACAGUCCGUUCGACUCCGACUGGUCGCACCGUUAACGACGAACUCGCCCCCACGUACGUACACAAGCGGAAUUGCACAAGGAUGUCUCGCGAACAGCAGGUGGUGGCGGCUGCCAGGCGGGCCUUUCAGACGGGCCGCUCCAGAUGUCUGGAGCAUCGCGUCCGGCAGCUGAAGAACCUUCAGCGUUUCCUGACUGAGCGCCGGGACGACAUCGCCCAGGCCAUCAAGAAGGACCUCAACAAGAGCCCGCUGGUGGUCCAGAUGUACGAGACGCUGGGCCUGGAGGAGGAGAUCGGCCUGGCCAUCCGCAAACUGAAGGAAUGGGCGGCGCCGCGGCCGGUGGAGAAGAACCUUAUGACCGUGUCGGACACGGUCUACGUGAAGGCUGAGCCUCUGGGCUUGGUCUUGAUCAUCGGCGCCUGGAACUACCCGUGGGCCGUCACCUUGCAGCCGCUCAUUGGCGCCAUCGCCGCCGGUAACGCGGCAAUCAUCAAGCCGUCGGAGGUUUGCGUGCACACGGCCAAGGUGAUGGACGAGCUGCUGCCCCUCUACCUGGACAAAGAGCUCUACCCGGUGGUAACAGGCGGCGUGCCCGAGACACAGGAGCUACUGCGUCAAAAGUUCGACCACAUCUUCUACACGGGGAACAGCGCCGUGGGAAAAGUCAUCAUGGCGGCGGCCGCUGCGCAUCUGACACCCGUCACGUUGGAGCUAGGCGGGAAAAGUCCGUGUUACAUCGACAGCAAGUGCGACGUCACCAUCGCUUGCAGACGUGUGGCGUGGGGCAAGUUCACCAACUGCGGCCAGACCUGCAUCGCGCCAGACUACAUCCUGUGUGAGCCGGCCAUUCAGCAGCGUGUCAUCCAAGAGCUCCACAAGGCCAUCAAGGAGUUCUACACGGACAAUCCCAAAACGUGCCCGGACUACGGCCGCAUCAUAAACCAGCGCCACUUCAAGAGGAUCAUGUCCAUGAUGGAGGAUAGUACCGUCGCUGUGGGCGGAGACACCGACGAGGAGGACUGCUUCAUAGCUCCCACAGUGCUACGGGACGUCAAGCCCGACGCCAAGGUCAUGCAGGAGGAGAUCUUUGGACCCCUGCUGCCCAUUCUCACGGUUGAUGGCCUGGAUGAAGCCAUCAGCUUCAUCAACAAAGGCGAGAAGCCUCUGGCCCUCUACAUCUUCUCCAGUGAUGACAAGGUCAUCAAGAAAAUGAGGGACGAGACCUCCAGCGGAGGACUUUUGGCCAACGACUGUCUGGUGCACUUCUCGGUCAACUCGCUACCUUUUGGGGGCGUUGGUAACAGCGGGAUGGGCUCCUACCACGGCAAGCACACCUUCGACCAGCUGAGUCACCUGCGAGGAUGCCUCAUCAAGGCACUUAAGAUGGAGGGCAUGAACAACAUGCGCUACCCACCUCACACAGCCAGCAAGCUGGGUUGGGCACGCUUCUUCGUGCUCAAGGGCUUCAACUUCGGCUUGAUUGGACGCCUCAUGCUGCUGUUUGCCGCCGCCGCCGUGCUGGCCGCCAUCGCCGUCCAGAAGUACGACCUGCCGCACAAGUUCUACCGUUGAAGAGUCCUCAGUGCCCGGAAGCGACCAAUCACUUUGCACGCACGUCAUAUAGUGCAAGCGAGGAUCUAGCUGCUAAUUCCGAACAUUUCAAUGUGGUGAUGUCAUUCUGAUUUGAACUUUUAUCAACAACCUGCUUUUAAAAAGGUUUUUAUGCUCAACGAAGCUUUUAAGUCCGUUUCAUUUCAUAAGUCUGACUGACUAAUCGUCGCUGUCUUCUUUUCUCGUUAAUCGUAGUCGCUGUAGUUUUGCAGCACAGGUUUGUAUUUUGAUAAUCCAUGAAAAAAUAUGUAGAACUACAUAGCAAUGUAAUUAAAAUUAACAUUGUAAUCAUAAAUACAUCCAUAUCUG